Molecule: messenger RNA, 1603 nt
Organism: Drosophila subpulchrella
Lineage: Eukaryota; Metazoa; Arthropoda; Insecta; Diptera; Drosophilidae
Gene: RabX1
Product: vacuolar protein sorting-associated protein 21
Exons: 3
Coding region: 303-1088 (261 amino acids)
Molecular function (GO): GTP binding; GTPase activity
Source: RefSeq, a predicted model, not a curated record
CGUAUAUGGCACAAUAACAACAAGUCUUUAAAUUUAUUAAAUCUUUUAUCUUUGCUGCUGCCUGUGAGCUUUAAAUCGUAGCGUCCCUUUCGAAAGUCCCCACCGAGUGCGAUAAAUUCAGUUGUGACCAAGAGACUGUACGUGGAGGGCCGUGAAAAGGCUAUAAUUAUCGCUUUUCAGUUAGUGGCCCUACUAGCAACAACAACAACCAGCCAAUAACACAUCAUCUUUUAAUCCAUUUUACGGAAAACGUCACUUAACCCAACGAAAGCGAUGCGAUUAACCCGCUAAUCUCGGCGAAGAUGCGCGGAAUUGAGGGCAAAGUGGUUGUUCUAGGCUCGCGAGGUGUGGGCAAAACCCGUUUGGUCAUCAGGUACAUAAAGAACACCUUGCACCGGAGUGAGAGCGAGGUCCCCACGAUAGCCGUGUCCUUCUUCACGUGCAACAUCAUCCUGGACGAGGUCAAAAUUAAAUUGCAAAUUUGGGACACAGCUGGCCAGGAGCGAUAUAGGGCGGUGGCGCCCAUGUAUUAUAGAAAUGCCAAUGCCGCCAUUCUGGUCUUCGAUCUGACGCAAUACAAGACCUUCACGGAGAUCAAGUCGUGGAUUCAGGAGCUGCAUCGCAAUGUUCAGGACCCGAUGAUACUGACGCUGGUGGGAAACAAAAUGGAUAUGCAGCAGCAGCGAGCGGUGUCCAGGGAGGAGGCCUUUGUGUUUGCCACCUCCAUUGGGGCCACCUACUUCGAAACCUCCACGGAAACGGAUCAGGGACUGGAGCAGGUGUUCAUCUCCACGGCCCAGGGAUUGGUUCGCCUGGCGGACGAGGGCAAGAGUCCCUCGCUGCGCUCCUUUGAGUCGAGUGAUUCGCUGGCCUACACCAACACCAACACUGCCUUCAGCCACACGGUGGCCGCCUUGGCCAGAAGCCCGGGAAACGCUGCCUUUCGGCUGCCCUACGUUGAUAUAGGAUUGGCGGUGGAGGGCGAGGAUGUGAAGACCAAUGGUGUGGGACGGCUGGAGACGGCGCCCUGGAGCAUUGAGCACAUUGCCCUCGGCGAGGUGGAAAGGCCCAGUUGGUGCUGCUACUAAGAUCUACAUAUACGAUCCCUAGGAUCCAUCUCUGUGAAAGAACCAAUGUGAUGUCGUUAACAGAAGCAGACUGUAGUUCGAAUACGGCCAGUUCAAGGGCCAACCAGCAUCGUUUAAGCAAUGACCCAACCCAACUCUAGAUAUGCAAAGACCAAAACCAGCCGACACAAAAGCAAGAAGCAAACUUGGCUUGAAGCUAUGUAUUAAUACACUGAUUAGGCUAGAUCCACGAUCCACCCAAUCCACUGACAAGGCGCUGGGAUUGUCCGCUUCAUUGUAAUCUUAACUCUAGAUCCUAAGUGUAUACAGCAAUUGCCGCGUGCAUAUUAUGACUCUAUAUAUUUUUGUCUCGCUCUAAGCCCAUUUGACUUACCAAUCAUAAGAUUAACUUACACAAGAACAGGGAACAACACUCACCAAACACUCAUUCACAAAACAUUUGAACCCAAAACACCAAUUCAUGUACAAAGCAUUUUAUACUGCAUGCAUAUAGUAAAUAUAAAUGUAAUAAUGUA